CUUCUCUCACACUUCUCUCUCUUCUUCGCUCGUUGAAGACGGAACGUGAACUCUAGGAACGACUCGAGAAUAUCUAGAGCUGGAGAAACAAAAACACACAGAAUACAUUGCAUUGGAAAAGCAGAAGUACACCAAUGAGAUAAUGAAGAUGGAUACUACUACUAUGGAUGAAACAAGAGCAGCAUACUACAAGAAGCUUCAACAAGAUAUCCUUAAUGGUCUGAUGCGCCAUGGGAUCAUUCACAUCAGUUUUGAGCAAUGUGAGAGAUGCAUUUGGGGCUGCAGAGCCAUCCACACAACCAGCCGAAAUCUUUUGGACAAGGAAGACGACCAUGACGCAAAGAAGCCAUGAAAACAUGACAACUCUAUCUUCUAAUCCAAAAAACAUCUCUCUCCUCCCCCCUCUCUCUAUCUCUCUCUUUUUAUGUGAUUUGCAAUGUACAACUAAUGCUGUCGGGAGAUGGAGUAGCUGAGUUAUCGACUUUAUUUAUAGAUGGCUAGAAAAGUAGAGUAGAGGGUUUGGUUUAGCAAGGUUAGUAAAAGAUACUCCCUUUG
Molecule: messenger RNA, 555 nt
Organism: Cuscuta campestris
Lineage: Eukaryota; Viridiplantae; Streptophyta; Magnoliopsida; Solanales; Convolvulaceae
Source: the annotation of a GenBank genome assembly